CAGUUACGUAUCUAGAGAGAUGAGGAUAGUUACGUUUGGAAGGUUUAUCUUCAUGUUGAUGGUGCAUUUUCUGAAGUCAUCCUUACCGGGAUUUAGCUUGAUAUGGCUGAUAAGAGAUUUAUAAUCCUUCUAGAAGUGAAAGACUACAUGUUCUUUCAUCAGGGAUUUGGGUUGAUGACACUUGAGUGUUCUUCUAAGUAUCUGACUCUCAUAUAUCUGGACACUGUGAAGACAUGGUUGGGCGAUCUUGAUUUUUUUUGUUGAGAAAUUUGACAAACUUUGUUUGACAGUAGUGUAGUAAAAAAUCGUGAUUGUUUUGUUCCUUUUAUCUUAGUGUCUUACUUUUUCUGACGAAACUUAAAGUGUGCUUGUCAAAGAUUCAGGCAAUCAUCCUUCCCAUUACCACAUUCUCUGUCUGUUAAUGCUUGAUGCAUGGUGCAUCUAACCUAUCACAAGAAUGCCUAGCUUCGUCGAAAUAUCUCCUUCAUAUAUGUCACUCCAGCACUGAUGCACAAGUCUUGAAGCAUUUUUGGUAAAUCAAGAUUGUAAUGACACACUGCCUUGAAUUUUGGAUAUUCCACAAGCAGUUUGUCAUCCUUAGCGAUUGUUAAUAUACUUCGACAACAUUUUAGCCAUGAUGGCUGCUAUUUUGCAUAAUGGAUUAAUGUUACUUCCUCCGUCCAACAAAGGAUGUCUUAACUUUGACUAAAUUUGUAUGCAUCUAUAGACAUCUUUUGUUGGACGGAGGGAGUAUUAGAUUUGACUUGGAAUGUUUAUUUAUAGAUGAUAUAUGUUAUGGGAUUCGUUGUAUUUUAUCUUUCCAUGUCAACACUCCUAAUAAACUCUUGCAUAUCUGGACAUAUAGCCGAUAAAUAACUAGGGCACUCCCAAUGCAUUGCAUCUUAAGUAUUAAAGAAGUGUUCAGAUACAAUUCUACCAAACUAUUGUAUCCUAGUAUUGUAUCUCAAGGAGCAUUCAUUUAUUAGUUUUGGGAACAGUAUUUGCAUUUCAACAUUGUGGCCUAUUUGUGGCAUAAACCUGAUUCAUGUUUUUCUGACACAUGCAAAGUGGAUACAUGAACUUUUUAACGGUUUCAUGUAACAAGUGCCAAUAAAACAUAUCAAAAUAUUUUUAGCGGCCUUUGCAUCCCCAUCCAUGACACUUGUGUCGGCUAACAUCAAUCAUUUUUGUUUAUUUUGAAACUACAAGGAUCAAUCAAUUUUUUUUGAAUUAGAGAGAAGCCCGCUACAUGCCUACAGAAGUAGUUAACUGAAUAAUACAGCACCCACAUCCAUCGAUACUAGGCACUGGGGCACUGGGCAACAAGAAAUGAAAAAUCCCAUCACUUAUCUUUAGCCAGGCCUAUCCAGGACACGAGAGGCACUGAGCCCAAUCUUUGGUCCUGAGCCCAAUCUCUCUCUCUCUCUCUCAAAUCCAAUCCAAUCCAGCAAGAGAGCCAUCAUCACAAUCUACAACCUGGGAUUCAUCAAGUAGCAGCGGUGAGGCUGAGUUCUUGGCAUCUGAAGGGGAGGGACUUCUUCAACAGCAGUGGUGACUUUGUCAGGUAGAGAGCAGAUGGUUAUGGUGUUCGAGUACUCCAGUUGCGAGAUGGGCGACGGCGCGGGAGAUUCCUGUCGGUCGUGGUGAAAAACGUGGCAGAGCGGACUCCUCACAGCCCAUCUGCGGUUCUGGGUGCGCCAUCCUGGACCUAGCAAAUGGGGCAUGGAAACGGAGAGGCAGCGAGAAGGGCAUUGGAGAAGUGAGAGCCGCAUAAAUGACAAGGGGAUUGAGAGAAUGCUCAUGGGAUCGAAGGCGACAGCAGCGGCUUGGGAAGAGGAGGAGAGGACAGCGGCGGUUGGGGCGAGGAAGAGAUGGUGGAGGCGGCCGAUGGAAGGCAUUGGGUGAUGGCAUCAACUUGGAUUGAAGGAGACUGUUUUUACGAGGAAAGGUGGCCGGGAGAGAAAUUUUCUGCAUGAUGCGCGGGAUCAGGGCCUUGAGAAGUAUGUUAUGACAAAGCUGUUUAAUCGGGUAUUUGCUUCUGUCCCGGAAGACGUGAAGAGUGACGAAGAACUUUUUGAGAAGAUGUCUUUGCUGCAGCAGUUUGUACGGCCUGAAAACUUGGAUAUAAAACCAGAAUAUCAGAAUGAAACAUCAUGGCUGCUUGCGCAGAAGGAGCUACAGAAGAUAAAUAUGUAUAAGGCUCCAAGGGAUAAGCUUGCUUGCAUCCUGAACUGUUGUAAAGUCAUCAAUAACUUACUUAUGAAUGCUUCUCAUAUGUCAAAUGAUAACGCCCCUGGAGCUGAUGAAUUCCUUCCAGUCCUCAUCUAUGUCACCUUAAAGGCUAAUCCUCCACAGUUACACUCAAAUCUGUUAUAUAUACAACGAUAUAGGAGCCAAUCACGACUGGUGUCAGAGGCUCAAUAUUUUUUUACAAAUAUCCUAUCUGCUGAGUCUUUCAUCUGGAACAUAGAUGCGGAAUCAUUAUCCAUGGAUGAACGCGAUUUCCAAAAGAAGAUGGAUUUGGCAAGGGAACGGUUACUAGGGUUAUCAGUUAGCUCAGAAAACCAGGAUAAUCAUACCAAUCUUGAUGUGCGGGAGCAUAGAUCACAAAUACUGAAAGCUAGUGGGAAUUCUGAUGUUCACAUAUAUUUGAAAGAUCAUGUCCAAGGCCCAGGUCAUGACAUUAAAAGGGUAAGUGACGUGAGCAGUAAACCAGUUGAGCGGGUGCAAUCUAUCUCUGAUUUAGAUAAGAAAGGUCAAUCUAUCUCUGAUUUAGAGAAGAAAGGAGCCACAGAGCUUCUCAAGGAUGAUGACUUGAGCAAAAUAUUCCAGGAAUACCCAUUCCUAUUUGCCCGUGCUGGUGAUCUGACAGUUGCUGAUGUAGGGAGCCUGUUAAACUCUUACAAGCAAUUAGUGCUUAGGUACGUAGCACUUUCUCAAGGAAUGGGUGUCAAUCCUGAAGUCCCUCUCGUUCAGAGCAUGCACACUGCAUCUGAUGUUCUCGCGUCCGAGGAGCCUGAGAACGUGAGUAAUGUGGUAAAUAAUAGUGAGAUCAGUGAAGGAAGCAGCAAAACUUGUGAUGACAUUAAAAAUGUAAAUCUUGAUCCAGAAGUAGGCAACGUUAGUACUCAACAGACUGCUGUUGAUCCAAGGGAUGAUCAGAAGACACUGAAAGCUGAAGCAUCAGACAAGUCAGAGCAUGAAUGAACCCUAUCAAGUCUGGUUGAGCCGGCAAAUUACAAGGAAAACAUUGCCUUCUGCAGUUCAUUCUAUACAAAUAUAUUGAAAACUGACUUCGGUCGCAAAACAGGAUGCAUAUAUCCCUGAGCAGAUACUGCUGCGGCCCUUGAAGCCACAAAUGUACAUGCUGGAAACUAGAAUGCAGAUAUUCAGUACUGAGGAAGAUGAAAGUUCAUUCUGCUGUAGCUAGAUCCAGAUCCAAACGUUUGUUCAUUGAUACUAGGUUCUUGUCUUUGUUGUAAGUUUUAUUUUGCGGUGAACGCCCAUUUUUGUAAACUGUUACUAGUAGUAUCUUACUAGAAAUUCCAUAGGCGAGGCUAGUAUUCUCGCCAAUAUUUAGAGGAAAACAGAAUGCGUGUUUGUUGUAUGAGGCUAUGAGCCAAUUGAGCAGGGAUGCAAAAGGGAUUUCACAUAUAUCCCAAGUUCAAACUCUAAAUCUUCA
Brachypodium distachyon (stiff brome) is the source of this 3682-nucleotide messenger RNA. Its product is annotated as vacuolar protein sorting-associated protein 9A. Gene Ontology annotation, cellular component: endocytic vesicle; cytosol. Gene Ontology annotation, biological process: vesicle-mediated transport. Lineage: Eukaryota; Viridiplantae; Streptophyta; Magnoliopsida; Poales; Poaceae. The transcript has 4 exons. Gene Ontology annotation, molecular function: guanyl-nucleotide exchange factor activity; small GTPase binding. Bases 2008 to 3207 code for a protein of 399 amino acids. The record is from RefSeq and is a predicted model, not a curated record.